Messenger RNA from Exophiala mesophila, 387 nucleotides. RefSeq lists its product as uncharacterized. The transcript has a single exon. Bases 62 to 358 code for a protein of 98 amino acids. The record is from RefSeq and is a predicted model, not a curated record. NCBI's taxonomy places the organism in Eukaryota, Fungi, Ascomycota, Eurotiomycetes, Chaetothyriales, Herpotrichiellaceae.
CUUGUCAACUGAAUAUACUGCCGCAUGCCAUCCACAGAAGGAGCUAUUUACAUACCUACGAAUGACGAGUCCGACCAAUACCAUCCUCACCGAUCGCUUCAGUCAACUCCUACAGAAACGAGAGCAUCCCCAAACCCUCUGUCCAUCCGAAGUGGCACGGUCAUUCUCGACUUCCGAACUCGAAACGCUCAAGGUCGCAUCAUGGCGGGAUCUCAUGCCUCAACUGCGACAAAUGUCCUUUCAAGCCCGGGAUCGAGGCGAGAUCGAGAUUUUGCAGAGAGGUGAGCUCGUCAGCAGCGAUUGCCAAUUGGAUGAUGUUCGUGGGCCGAUCAGGAUACGCAAGGUUCAAGAUUUGUGAAUGCACAAAAGAAUGUGUUACGAUUCAAG